AUGGUUAACAUUGGUAACGUUGUUGAGGAAGAGGUGCAACGCACCUUUUUAUCUGGCCCUCGUCCCGAGGACCAGUUGUUUGGCAAAUUCUUUGCCAACGUUGACAAAUGUCGUCUUUUGAUGAAAGAGAAGCAAGUUCUUGCUUCUGGCAGCGCGGUGUUGCACGCGCUACAAGGAAGCCCGUCUUGGGUUCCAUCGGAUCUUGAUCUUUUUGUAUCAAGUUCGUCUCUCGGCGAGCUUGGCUUGCUAGAGUGGCAUGAGUAUCUUCGUUCUGAAGGAUAUUCUUUGGUGCCGGCUACUGUUAAACGAAGUUAUUCGGCUACAAAUGUUAGUAGGCCGGUUGUCCUCAAAGUGUUUUACUGA
Messenger RNA from Penicillium vulpinum, 363 nucleotides. RefSeq lists its product as uncharacterized. The record is from RefSeq and is a predicted model, not a curated record. Lineage: Eukaryota; Fungi; Ascomycota; Eurotiomycetes; Eurotiales; Aspergillaceae. The transcript has a single exon. The coding region runs from base 1 to 363 and encodes 120 amino acids.